AUGCUGAUCCUGGACCCACUAUGGCUAUUGCCGGGUUGCCUCGUGGUCGCAGUACUUCUGUACUUCCGACAAGUGUACAGAUUGUUUAAAAGGCGAGGUGUAAAGACACCACGGGUCAUCCCGCCUUUUGGCACCACGGUGAGCGUAAUGGCACAGCGGGAGCAUUUUGCUGAACAGAUUACAAGAGUUUAUAAACAAUUCCCUGAUCAGAGAUUCUACGGAGCGUUCCAGUUCACGAAGCCACUUCUGCAGGUGAGGGACAUCGAGCUGAUCAAGAAGAUCGGCAUCGAGGACUUCGAACACUUUAUCGACCACAACAGUUUCGUCCCAGAAGAGUACGACCCGCUUUUCGGGAGGAACCUAUUCUCUUUAAAGGAUCAAGAAUGGAAAGACAUGCGAUCGACUGUCAGCCCUGCUUUCACCGGCUCCAAAAUAAAGAUGAUGCUGCCACUAAUAAUGGAAGUUGGAAAUCAGAUGAUCUUCUCUCUUAAGAAAAAAAUAAAGGAGUCUGAACAGGAUUCUUUGGAAAUUGAUGUGAAAGACUUAACGACUAGAUGCACGAAUGACGUAAUUGCAUCCUGUGCCUUUGGCCUUAAGGUCAAUUCUUAUAUGGAUAAGGACAACCAGUUUUAUACAAUGGGAAAAACUGUUUCAAACUUUACGCUUCGUCAACUACUCAUGUUCUUCAUGUUGAGCUCUUUUCCAAAACUGGCCGGAAUAUUCAAAUUGACUCUGUUCCCGGAGUCGGUACAGAACUUCUACAGGACGCUGGUGAUGGAGACGAUGCAGAACAGGGAACUACAAAAGAUCGUUCGGCCUGACAUGAUACAUCUGUUAAUGGAAGCUAGGAAAGGCAAACUGACCCACGACGAGGAAUCAAGCCAAGACAAGGACGCUGGCUUCGCGGCCGUCGAAGAGUCAUCCUUUGGCAUGAGGCAAGUCAACAGAGUAUGGUCCGAUGACGACCUUAUCGCCCAAGCCAUCCUGUUCUUCGUAGCUGGCUUCGAGACCGUAUCUUCUGCCAUGUCAUUCCUGUUGUACGAGCUGGCUAUCAAUCCUGACAUGCAAGAGAAACUGUACCAGGAAAUCAGAAAGAACGACGCCCAGAACAAAGGAAAAUUUGACUAUAAUUCUGUACAGAAUAUGGUUUAUAUGGAUAUGGUGGUAUCAGAAACGUUAAGGUUAUGGCCACCAAGUUUUGCCCUGGACAGAUACUGUACCAAAGACUACAACAUGGGCAAACCUAAUGACGAAGCUACUGAUGAGUACAUUAUCCGCAAAGGCGAUGGUCUUCAGAUCCCGGUAUUCGCGAUCCACCGCGACCCUAAGUACUUCCAGAACCCGGACAAGUUCGACCCUGAGAGGUUCUCUGAAGAGAACAAACAUAAGAUCCAGCCCUUCACCUACAUGCCGUUUGGACUUGGACCCAGAAAUUGUAUCGGUUCAAGAUUCGCCCUCUGCGAACUGAAAGUAAUGACAUAUCUGCUCCUAAACUCCUUCGAAGUGUCGCCAUCUAAGAAAACCCCUAUACCUGCCAAAAUGGAGCCUUCCUCGUUUAACAUUUGCAUAAAGGGGGGUCAUUGGGCCCAAUUUCGGACUCGGAAGGAGGUGUAAAUGAAAAUUAAUAUAAAUUAGAAAUCCAUCCUAAUGAAACAAACACUAUGGUUUCGUUUUUUUAAUUAAUUCAUGACAGUCAUUGUAUUCCAUACCAAAUUUGA
Molecule: messenger RNA, 1718 nt
Organism: Hyposmocoma kahamanoa
Lineage: Eukaryota; Metazoa; Arthropoda; Insecta; Lepidoptera; Cosmopterigidae
Product: probable cytochrome P450 9f2
Exons: 10
Coding region: 1-1614 (537 amino acids)
Molecular function (GO): heme binding; oxidoreductase activity, acting on paired donors, with incorporation or reduction of molecular oxygen; iron ion binding
Source: RefSeq, a predicted model, not a curated record